AUGGACGGCAUGGACUACGACCCUAUGGUGAUGGAUGGCGAGCCCGAGCAGCCCCAAGUCACCAUAUCAGCUGUAUGGCGCCCCGAGUUUAUAGCGGCCGACAGCACGCGCGUUGACUUUGCGCUCUCCAGAACCAACCUCUCAUUUGCCAAUUCGAUACGACGAAUCAUUCAGGCCGAAGUGCCCACUAUUGCUAUCGACCUUGUCGAGGUCGAAGUCAACACAUCAGUGCUUGCCGACGAAUUCAUCGCGCACAGAUUAGGUCUCAUUCCUCUCGACGCCAAAGGAGUAAACGAACUCAACUAUUCCCGAGAUUGCGACUGCGAGCAAUACUGCGAACAAUGCAGCGUUAACUUGACCCUACAUGCAAGAUGUACUAGCGAUGAAAUUAUGAAGGUGUACGCGCGGGAUCUGAUCGUCGACGGCCGUCAUGCCAGCCAGGUCGGGACGCCCGUUAUUAACGACCCCGAAGGGAUGGGAUGCUUGAUCGCCAAGCUACGCAAAGACCAGGAGCUAAAGCUCACUUGUAUCGCGAAGAAGGGGAUAGCAAAGGAACACGCCAAGUGGAUGCCAACGUCGGCUGUAGGCUUUGAAUAUGAUCCUCACAAUAAGCUGCAUCAUUUGGAUCUGUGGUAUGAGAAUAACACGGAUCCUCAAAAGGAAUGGCCCAAGAGCAAAUACGCAGAGUGGGAAGACCCCCCUCAAGAUGGCGAGCCAUUCAACUACGAUGCGGUCCCCGACCGAUUCUAUUUCGAAGUAGAAACAUCAGGCAGCAUGGAGCCGGAUCAAAUUGUACAAGGCGGCAUCCGCGCUCUCCAACAAAAGAUCGGCGCGCUCUUAAAGGGUCUCGAUCCAAAGAAAUACGGUGGUGAAGAGCCAGCAGAGUUUGAUGGCCCCAGAAGUCCAGAUAUGAACAUGGACGGCGGCACUACGCCUUGGCAGGACGGCGGAUAUACUACUCCCUAUGGCGGCAAUAUAACUGCUUACGGAGGUGGGAAUACCACGUACGGGGGAGGCAAUAACACUGCGUAUGGAGGCGGUGCUGGCGCAUACGGUACCACACCAUAUGGCCAGUCGUCGUGGCAGUAA
This is a messenger RNA of Metarhizium brunneum ARSEF 3297, 1089 nucleotides long. NCBI's taxonomy places the organism in Eukaryota, Fungi, Ascomycota, Sordariomycetes, Hypocreales, Clavicipitaceae. The record is from RefSeq and is a predicted model, not a curated record.